AUGCUUUCCCAAUGUAGCAGACACUCCCUGUCGAGGCUUGGUCCAAUAUCGCGACACAUCACCAGCCAAACCAGAACAAUAGUAGGGUACACGAAAACGCAGUUUGCGCUGAACACCGGCGCCGAGAUCCCAGCGAUUGGCUUCGGAACGUGGCAGGACAAAGAAGCACAGGAAGAUGCUGUGGCUGAGGCAUUGAAGGUGGGCUACCGGCACAUCGAUACAGCACGGAUAUACGGCACUGAGCCCGGUGUUGCCAGAGGCAUCAAAAAGUCCGGCAUCCCGCGCAGUGACAUCUUCCUCACCACGAAGCUGUGGAACAACUCACACCACCCCGACGAUGUGGAAAAGGCGUGCGACGCCUCCCUGAAGGACCUUCAGACUGACUAUGUCGACCUCUACCUCAUGCACUGGCCUUCUCCGUGGGCACGGGGCGACAAAAUGCGGCCGAUGAAGGACGACAAGAUCGUCCCAGGCGACACCGACUACGUCGAAACCUACCGGGCCAUGGAGAAGCUGGUCGCCAAGGGCAAAUGUCGCGCCAUCGGCGUGAGCAACUUCUCCCACGCCGAGAUGGAGCGGCUGUUGAAAGAAACCUCGAUCGUCCCGGCCGCGCAUCAGAUGGAACUGCACCCGUACCUGGUGCAGGCGGAAUUCUCGACGUGGCAUCAGUCCAAGGGCAUCCACAUCACCCAGUACUCGCCCUUUGGCAACCAGAACGAGAUCUACGACAAGGGCAAAAACAUGGGCAAGCUGAUCGACGACCCAGCGUUGAAGGAGAUCGGGCGGAAGUACGGCAAGAACGGGGCGCAGGUGGCGCUGGCCUGGGGCAUCGCGAAGGGCCACUCCGUGAUCCCCAAGUCCAAGACCCCGUCGCGCAUCAAGGCCAACUUCGAGGGCGACUUCAAGCUCGACGCCGAGGACGUCAAGAAGAUCGACGCGCUGGACAAGAAGAUGAGGUUCAACGACCCGUCAGAGUCGUUUGGGUGGAAUUUCUACGCCGAUCUCGACGGCAAGAACAGGUGA
This is a messenger RNA of Fonsecaea erecta, 1023 nucleotides long. RefSeq lists its product as hypothetical. The transcript has 3 exons. Gene Ontology annotation, cellular component: cytosol. The record is from RefSeq and is a predicted model, not a curated record. NCBI's taxonomy places the organism in Eukaryota, Fungi, Ascomycota, Eurotiomycetes, Chaetothyriales, Herpotrichiellaceae. The coding region runs from base 1 to 1023 and encodes 340 amino acids. Gene Ontology annotation, molecular function: aldose reductase (NADPH) activity.